AAUUAAUAAAUGAAGUAAUUAAGAAGAGCAUGGAUCAGGACCGGAAUGAGAUGUCAAAAGGAGAGACGUCAUCCCCGCGUACCAAGCAGAAGAAAAAAUCCCUCUGUCAGAUGCUAAUGCACAAGAAGACCCGAGUCGGAUGUAUGGAGAUGUCCUACAAUAAUAAAGAGACACAUGACAGAGAAUUGACGACCAACAUGGGACUGUUAACCAGCAAGAAUAAGAUGGAAAAUUCUCAGCACAGCUCGCAUACCAGCACUAAAUUAUCUCUGUGCUGUGCCAUGACCGAGAGAAGUAGAACUCCGCCGCAGAGUUUGUCAGCGAGCAGGCUGUCUCCCACACUCAGUCGCACGUCGGUAAAGUCUGAAGUUGCAUCUUUAAAUGGAAACUGUAGAACUAACGCUGUUGUAGAAAGCCAAGCUAAUCAUCAGCACGCGCAUAAUCAUCAUUAUCAUCAUCAUAAUUACCAGGGGAUUAGAACGUCACCGGCGCUUAAAAACAAGUGUUGUCAUGACUACGCUUGCAAACCUAAUACUGUUGCUAAGGAACAACGUCGUAGUGCUUAUGCAGAAGAUUCACCGAAAAAGCGGGGAAAGAAGAAAUCAUUUUUGCACAAAGUGUCCAGUGCUUUUGCGAGGACUUUUAAUAAAUCUAGAGAGUCUUCUGACAGUGAGGAGUAUCCGUCCGAUGACAACACACCUACUAAGAGUCCCAAGGGAUUGUUGGAGGAAAAAAAAGGAGCAGAUGGACUGACAAACGGUAAACAGCCGGUAGGCAUAACAUGUGUCACUGCUGAUAGUCUGGCAGGACAAGUGCAUAGUAAAACUUCAACAGAAUUUAGUGAAGUUGGAGGAAAAAAUUCUGAAAAAAGUGAAUUAGUUCAACAAAUUGCGGGGAUUAAUAAAAGUAUUGUUGGAUUAUCAAAUCAGGAUGACACGCCCUUGAGACCAUCGCGAAAUAAUAAAUUAAAUAAAAUUGACUCAGGCUCAGGCUCGGAUAGAAAUUUUGACGCUAAGAAAAAUUUCAUGGAAAAAUCCAGCAUGAAGAUAAAAGUUCAGGAGAUUGUUGAUGAUAAAAUUGGUCUUGGCCCAGGAGAAUUAGUCUCUGCAACUGUUGUAGCUGCUGCGAAUCCUGACGUUAUUCUUCAGGAAGAAGUUAAAAAGAUGAUUGAUGCAACUAACAAUAAGCAGAUGGAUGUAAAAGCUACCAAGCAGUUAUUGAUCAAAGAAAAGAAACACAGAGGACACAGUUGCAGUUCUGAUAGCGACGAAUCCGACUCCUUAGAAUACCCGAGCUGUGACGAAGAUGAAUCUGACACCGAGCCAGAAAAAACAAACAUUAAGGAUUUAUAUUUCACCACUGGAAAAUAUAUUACGUAUUUUUUUUUGGAGAUGGAGAGGAAGUGGUACAAUCCUCAAGAAGAGCAGUAUGAAUACAUAAUGUAUCAUUGUUCUCAUAAUCACAACUCUACAAAAAAAUACAAGCACUCAAUUAAAAGUAACAGAGGUGAUCAAUCGUCGUCGGACUCGGCUUCCCCGCAUAUAUCCACGCAGAUGAAGCACAAGCUGCUGCACAGACGCUCGGCAGACAAUCUUAUGAUUAAUUCGCUAGCUAAUUCUACCCAACAUUCCAGUCCAGACUCUGUAAAAAGCGUCCCGAUACAUCUUAAGCCGCGUUCCACGUCUCAUGAUGCCUUGCCUAGAAAGCAGGAUCGUCCGGGUGUCCUGACGGAUGGUGCGUCGAUGGACAAUUUAGCCAAGCAGUCGCUUCUCGCUGCUCAGGUUCUCAAUUUGAUGCCUACGCAGAAAGCUAGAGAGCGCAAUUACUUGCACGGUCGCGUUGCUGUUAAUUCACUGCUGGGCCCGGCGGAACUCGAAAAAGUAUUACCUAAUCGUGAGAUCACAAUCUUCGUUGGAACGUGGAAUAUGAAUGGAAGAUCACCACCGAAGCAACUAAACGACUUGAUGCUGCCGUCGGAAAUCUCAACUGUUCCAGACAUACUGGCGAUUGGGACUCAGGAAUCUUACUCUGAAAGAAGCGAAUGGGAGGCUGCGCUUCAAGAAACUCUGGGGCCUUCUCACGUGCUGUUGACCAGCGCGAGUCUUGGCACUCUUCAUUUGGUCUUGUUUUUGAGACGCGACCUCAUUUGGUUUUGCUCCGUUCCGGAAGAAGAUAGCUUUUCCACGAGACCUGGUACUGCUUUUCGGACCAAGGGAGCCGUGGCUCUUGCUGUCAUGUUAUUUGGGACGAGCUUUCUUUUUGUUACCGCUCAUUUGACGGCUCAUCAGGACAAAGUUAAAGAGCGUGUUAAUGUGACACAAAACUUUGAUUGCGUUUUCUGGUGCGGUGAUUUAAAUUUCCGUUUGGCGCAGCCGCGAGAAGAGGUGAUUCAGUGGGUGACGGAUACAUAUUUUCCUAGUUCAUCAGCGGUGUCAAUGAAUAAAGACCAAUUGCGAUCAGUCCUGAACGAAGGUACAGUUCUUCGCGGGUUUGAAGAGGCGCCGAUAACUUUUCCGCCCACAUACAAGUACGACCCAGGAACGCAAACAUUCGACUCGAGUAGUAAACAACGUGCACCUGCGUACACUGAUCGUAUUCUCUAUAAAGGAAAGGGUCAUACACGUGGAUACAUUCGUCGUGUUAGCCAUGACAAUACCAAUUCAAACAAAGACGGAACUAUUGAGUGUCUUGUUUACGAUUCGGUGCCUAGUAUUUGUACAUCUGAUCACAAACCGGUUUGGGGUGUAUUCAAAACAACUGUGAGGCCGGGAAUUGACACGAUUCCUUUGGCUGCUGGAUUAUUCAAUCGAGAGAUUUACCUCGAGGGCAUAAAGCGACGAGCUGCUGCGAUGGACGAAGACUCUUCUGGUACUUCUAAAGUCUGUUCAUUGCAA
Molecule: messenger RNA, 2894 nt
Organism: Cotesia congregata
Lineage: Eukaryota; Metazoa; Arthropoda; Insecta; Hymenoptera; Braconidae
Source: the annotation of a GenBank genome assembly